This is a messenger RNA of Parastagonospora nodorum SN15, 705 nucleotides long. RefSeq lists its product as hypothetical. Gene Ontology annotation, cellular component: EKC/KEOPS complex; cytosol; nucleus. Bases 1 to 705 code for a protein of 234 amino acids. The transcript is spliced from 2 exons. Gene Ontology annotation, biological process: tRNA threonylcarbamoyladenosine modification; telomere maintenance via recombination. The record is from RefSeq and is a predicted model, not a curated record. Lineage: Eukaryota; Fungi; Ascomycota; Dothideomycetes; Pleosporales; Phaeosphaeriaceae.
AUGGCCCAUGUGCGGACCUUCACCCUCCCGCAUUAUGAGGCUUAUCCUGUCCAUGUAGCCCUGUUCAAGGACGUCAAGAAUCCAAGUUAUCUAAAGAGUCAGUUGCUGGAAGCCAACCCGGCAUUCGACUAUGCCUUUCUGGACGCCGCCAUGGUAGCACGCCUUGGCAUUGCCUGGUGGUCACAUGCGGCGGCUAACGACCGACCCCAGAUCCUGUCUCCAACCCACCUCCUAUCCACAACCUUCAUUACCAUCCACGCACUCUGCACGCACCGCCAAAAGACUCGCACGCCUCACUCUGAGUUGGUUUUUCGUCUGUCGCCCAACAAUAAUAUUGGCGAGUCGUACAAGAAAUUUGGCAUCAGCGACACCACGACCCACCUCAUUGCUGUCAAGCUGCCACUAAAGUCUUCAGACGCUGAGGCCAAGGAGUGGCUCGUUGAUGGUGAAAUCACAAACGAAAGCGUAAGUCAGCAUCUAGGAAGUGUAGUCGAGGGCACCAGUGUCGAAAUUAGUGAAAAGGGUGAGGAACUGGGGCAGUGGUGCGAUAUCGACAAGAUCAGAAAGGUAUACAAGCUCGGUGAUGGAUCGGCUAAGAAGGGCAAGAAGGGGGCGGCUGUGAAUGGCGAUGGCGCAGAAAAAGAGGGCGAGAAGAAGCAGAUGGAGGUGGUGAUAUUGGGGACGAUCGCCCUGAAAGGCUCGUGA